Molecule: messenger RNA, 1294 nt
Organism: Rosa rugosa (rugosa rose)
Lineage: Eukaryota; Viridiplantae; Streptophyta; Magnoliopsida; Rosales; Rosaceae
Product: protein MHF1 homolog
Exons: 4
Coding region: 617-1003 (128 amino acids)
Biological process (GO): replication fork processing; resolution of meiotic recombination intermediates
Cellular component (GO): FANCM-MHF complex; Fanconi anaemia nuclear complex
Molecular function (GO): protein heterodimerization activity; chromatin binding
Source: RefSeq, a predicted model, not a curated record
UCUUUUCCUCAUUUUUUGAAUGGUACCUCGGCCGGAAGCUGCAAAAGGUGGAUCUCCCAAGCGUAAAUCACACAAACCUCGUGGUGGUAAGGACAUAGUACCGAAACCUAGGGCUCCAUAAACAAAGGGUGAGGACAUGUCUCCCUCUCCUAGCCCGGAAAGGAUAAACAUUGCAUACUACUUGGUUGAUUUUUAAAUACCACUCGAAAUUGAGUUCCAUAGAAACCGUACAUUGAAUUACUUGUGAGUAUCUUAUCUCAAUAAUAAGAAAUUGAGGGGUGGAUUUUUUGGAACUGAAAACCAACAAACCGCACCGAACCGAACCGAUAUAAUCAAUUAACCGAAUUUACGGUGUGAUUUACUGAUUUUGGUUAAUAACAAAAAACUGAAUCGAUGAAACCGAGUCCAUCCGUACGUCACAAUUGAGUGCACUGAAGACCCAAUAAGUCAAAGGUCUGAUGGCCGUAGCUGACUAAACGAUGCGUUUAAACACGAGGCUUUCUUUAUACCAUUUUCAAUUAAUUACACGAAGCGCCGAGCUCACUCCGCUUUCCCGCGCUUAAUUGUUACCAGUAGCGACGGAACCCUAGUUUUCUCAAGAAGAAAGAGAGGAAAAAUGGAGAGAGAAGAAGACGACUCGGUGAGCGAGGUUCUCAGAGAUCGAUUCAGACUCUCCACCAUCUCCAUCGCCGAAGCCGAAGCGAAGAGAAGCGGCAUGGAGAUAUCGGAACCCGUGGUGGCUUGCAUUUCCGACUUGGCCUUCAAAUUUACUGAACAAUUGGCAAAGGACCUGGAGUUAUUUACUCAACACGCUGGUCGUAAAUCUGCAAAUAUGGAAGAUGUCAUACUUUGUGCACAUAGAAAUGAACAUCUGGCUGCCUUGUUGAGGUCCUACCGUGAUGAUCUGAAAGCUAAAGAACCUCAGUCUGACAGGAAGAGGAAGAAAGCAUCAAAGAAGGAUGACAGAGCACCUGAAGAUAUAGUCCAUAUUCCAGAUAUCUAGCUCAGUAUGUCUCUGUGACUCUGUCGUAAUUUGAUGACUAAAGGCUAAAGGACUCGCACGGGACAUUACACAUUAGUCGAGGUCUUGCAAUUCAUGUUAUGUAAGCAAGCUGCACCUUUCUGAUCUUUUAGUAAAUAGUCUGCAUUGUAUUGACUUGCUGAUAAAGUUCGAGUACAUGCAUCAAAUCCAGUUCAGGUUACAGUAGUGAAACUAUUCGUCUCUCAUAUUUUCUCUUGUUUAACUCUGUAGUCUGUACCAUUAUUAGGUUGGCAAAUAGCAGAAUGAUAACCA